AUGCUGCGUAAGUGCACCUGCCGGUGCAUGCUGUCCUCUAUGCCCCACCCUCGUGCCAGGCCCUGCAUUCCUGUCGGGGUCCAGAGGGUGAAAGCUACAGAUGCAGGCCCAUUCUGCACCUCUUUGCUUGGGCCCAGAGUUUACCUUUGUGCCCUCUGUUCUAAGCCCCUCCCCAGUCCUGUCAUGUGCCUUGGGUUCUCCCUGCCCCCCAUCUCAGCCAUGGGGCAGGGACCCUCCUACACUACAGAGGGGCCAGGGGACCCCUCUGCCCCUAGUGCCUUCCUCCCUGACCCCCAAAGCAGCUUGGCCCAGGGAGAGGGGGGGUGGGUGCUGCUUAGCUGA
Molecule: messenger RNA, 342 nt
Organism: Pipistrellus nathusii (Nathusius's pipistrelle)
Lineage: Eukaryota; Metazoa; Chordata; Mammalia; Chiroptera; Vespertilionidae
Source: the annotation of a GenBank genome assembly